Messenger RNA from Glycine soja, 1574 nucleotides. Its product is annotated as putative esterase YitV. Gene Ontology annotation, molecular function: hydrolase activity. The record is from RefSeq and is a predicted model, not a curated record. The transcript has 13 exons. Bases 73 to 1284 code for a protein of 403 amino acids. NCBI's taxonomy places the organism in Eukaryota, Viridiplantae, Streptophyta, Magnoliopsida, Fabales, Fabaceae.
AAAUAAUUGGUCCACUGUGUACCACUAAGUCAUCGUCCAGCUUGAGAUCUCUCAUCUCUCUUCAGAAUAAAAAUGAAUUUUAAUCCUAAUAAAAUAAUAGCAUUAAACAGUGCAUCUUUCGUCAUUUACCUCUUGUUCUCAAGCUGCUAUGGCGGUGGUUCUCACUCUAACUGUAAAAUCCAAAACAAAUUGGCGGGAAAAGAAGCCAUUGUAGAAGCUCAGAGUCAGAGCAAGCUCCGAUCAGAGUUCCUUCAAGUCCUGCGUAGUAGGCGACCCACUCAAGUUCCACUAACUGUCAAACCUGCGAAGCCAGUGAAGAAUCCUUUGUAUCAAAUGCCUCCUCCAACGAGGGAAGAGAUCGAGAUAUUGGAUUCGACUCCAAAGGCAGAUAUAGGGAACCUUGAAGAGUUGCUCGAGGAGGAGAACUUGUACUUGAACAUAGAGAAAGGAGAGCAAGGACGGUUGCCGGUGAUGAUACUGAAGUUGAAGAGAAGUAAUAAGCAGAGAAAAAAGCCCGUGGUUGUUUUUCUUCACAGUUCAUACACUAACAAAGAAUCCAUGCGUCCAUUCCUUAAGGCGUAUGCUUCUCGAGGAUAUAUAGCAAUUUCGGUUGAUUCUCGUUACCACGGAGAACGUGCCACCAACACAACCACCUAUAUUGAUGCACUUAUAUCUGCAUGGAAAACCGGUGAGACGAUGCCAUUCAUAUAUGACACGGUGUGGGACUUGAUUAAAUUGGCAGAUUAUCUAACACAGAGAAGAGAUAUAGACCUUUCUAGGAUAGGAAUCACUGGAAUAUCACUUGGAGGAAUGCAUGCAUGGUUUGCUGCAGUUGCUGAUACUCGCUAUGCUGUGGUUGUUCCUCUUAUUGGCGUUCAGGGUUUUCGAUGGGCCAUAGACAACGAUAAAUGGCAGGGUCGAGUCGAUAGUAUAAAGCCUCUUUUUGAGGUGGCACGUGCUGAUUUAGGUAAAGGUGCUAUUGACAAAGAAGUGGUGGAGAAGGUGUGGAGCCGAAUUGCUCCUGGUUUAGCUUCCCAAUUUGAUUCACCCUAUUCAGUUCCAACUAUCGCACCACGUGCUUUGCUUAUUGUUAAUGGUGCGGAAGAUCCUCGGUGUCCUCUUGGAGGCUUGGAAAUUCCAAGAGCAAAGGCAACCGAGGCAUACAGAAAGUUUCAUUGUUUAGAUAAUUUCAAGUUUAUUGCAGAACCUGGAAUUGGACACCAAGUAACGAGAUUUAUGAUGAAAGAAUUAGCUGAUUGGUUUGACAGGUUCUUAAACCCUUAGCUCUUUCCCUCAUCUGGGUUUUUCAAGCUCUGAGGUUAUAAAAUUAUAAACCAACUUGCUCAGAGCUCAGGCUCAUUGCCUCUUUCCAAUCGCCUUUGUAUGAUUGUAUGUCCGUCGUGAUAAUAUGCAAUACAAAAUGCUUUACCCGUUGAAACCCACUAGCUACUAUGGCUGAUUUAGUGGAGGGAUUGGAUAAUGGAUAUAUAGUUAAGACUUAAAAGGCUGUGUUUAAGUUAUAUACUGCCAAAUAAAAUGAUAUAUUUGCCUAUUUGGUGAUUAAAAAUUUAUUA